AUGGCUCUUGAAGAGGCAAAGAGCAACAAUGACAACGACACUCCACAUGAUGUCCAGGAGGAGGAAGAAGAAGAAGAUACGGACGCUCUGUUAGCUUCUCUUGAGAAUGAAGGCGACGACUCUGCCUACCGUGCGCAAAGAAUGCAGGAAUUAAAUCGUGCAGCUGCCUCCAAGGCGACAAUCACAUUCGACACGAUCAAGAAGGCAUAUAUCACGUUAAAAAGCGAUGAUGAGACUCUCAGCUUUACUACAGAACAUGAGAGGGCAGUGGUCCAUUUCUUCCAUCCUGACUUCGCCCGAUGCAACACCAUGGACACUCACUGUCAACAUAUUGCAGAGAUACACGCAGAAUAUGGUAAUGCCGAUGUCUCAUUUGCAAGAAUCGAUGUCAAGGACGCCCCAUUUGUGGUAGAGAAACUCGGUGUGAGAGUGCUACCUUGUGUGAUUGGCUUCGUGAAAGGAGUCGUCAAAGGCAGGGUCACCGGUUUUGAGGGAUUGUGCUGGAAUGGAAAAGAGGGAAGCCCGGAUGUCACAAGAUCCCUCGAAGAAGCACUUGUUGGUUGGACAGUUCUUCGCAAGAAGCUUCUCUUGGGCCAUGAUGACGAGGCCAGCGACCAUGAUGACGAUGACGCGCCCAAUCGACGAAUAUCGGCUCGAGAAGGGAUUCGCGGUCGCAAGCAGAAGAUUGAGGAUGACAAUGAUGAUGAUUGGGACUGA
Messenger RNA from Rhinocladiella mackenziei CBS 650.93, 717 nucleotides. RefSeq lists its product as uncharacterized. The transcript has a single exon. The record is from RefSeq and is a predicted model, not a curated record. NCBI's taxonomy places the organism in Eukaryota, Fungi, Ascomycota, Eurotiomycetes, Chaetothyriales, Herpotrichiellaceae. Gene Ontology annotation, cellular component: cytoplasm. Bases 1 to 717 code for a protein of 238 amino acids.